CUAACGAUACCUCGGCUGCGACUCAUCUGGGGUCGUCGGCGGAUUUAGCAUCCCGAUAUCUGGGGCGGGAUAGCAAGGCAUCUGUCUGUUUUAUUGAUGCUCUUAUCGGCCUUUGUUUGCAAGCAUGGCGACCGAGCGCUCUUUAGCAAGGCUCUUGCGAUCGCUUCAGACCGCGUCCGAGCUUGAAGACGCCUACGCAUUGCUUCCAACUGCGACCAGUUUCCUGGCGAUUCUUACCAACCCCCUUAAUGUGACCCUUCUUGCGUCUCAGCUGUUGAGCUCUCCUGCGAUCUGGGAUAACCGGGUCGAUCUGCAGACAUGCCGCCGGAUCAUCAGCGUGUUUAACACAGCCGCAAUUACCAUCCUACAGCAGGAAGAAACAGAUACGCCCAGAGCACCGUAUGCGACACGGAAAGGUUUAGAUCGCGAGGCUUGGGUGAAGGCUGUGGUAGCUGGAGCAGAUGAGAGGUCUCCGCGAUGGAGGCAUCUGUUACUGCUUGGCGGGGUCCUGCUCGGGUUCGAAGGUCAGAACAGGCAGGGGCUGCCUUCACAUAUUCGGACGAAACUUGAGUCAGGACUAGUUAAAGCUACAGAGCUUUCAUUAAAUGAACUGAAACCGGUAGAUGAUAUUGAUGGAUAUGCUAUAACAAUGGUCUUGAACCACACAUUCGAACUAUUGUCGGAUUUCGAAAGGAGCCAGCUCAGUUACGACCGUCUGCUUCCGGUCAUGGUCCGCGCUACCUUCCUUUCAAAGGAGGGGCUUGAAGGGGGAUACUUUUUGGGUGCAAUCGAUCGUGACGUUGUUGAAGUCCCUGGCAAGAAGUUCCUGUGGUCGGCAGGAUCAGCCAGUUAUAGACAUAUGGAGGCCAUCUCUUCCAAACCGCUAAUAUCCGCACUUGGGCCUCUGUCGCGACUGAUCGCUUAUGCGGUAGAGAAUGUCCAUGAUCGCUCCAUCAUAUCGGGAACCGUCGAUUACUUGGCAGACUUCGUACGAACUUUGAUAGUCCAAUGGCGGCAAAACAAAUUGUCGGAGAUUGACAGAUCCGAGGAAAUUGAUUUCUUGGAAGGAGAGUCUUUGAAGACGACCGUUCCUGCUCUCUGGAAACUGUUACGCACAUGCAUGUUUUCAAUAACUAUAGUUUUGCGGGCUGUUCUCGGGAGAGUCCUGAAUGACCGCGUGUUGGCGGCCAAUGGAAGUGCUCCAUUCUUAUCGAUGCAGGUUCUGCACAUCCUUCGCAAUCUUUACUUCGUGUCGUCACGCAUCGGUCAAAACGCAUCUUCUCAGUAUUCGUUCGUGUACCUGACCGCCAUCGAUAUAUUAUCGCAGUAUACAGACCUCUCUGAGAAUUUCCUGCGGAGUAUCAAGCCUGCUGAACUGGGUCAGAUACCCGCGCAUCCUCUGGAGAGAAGUCUGGAUCUUUUCUUUCUAAAUACGGCAGAGCACUUUACUCUGACUGUGUCACCGGAAACAAGUGAAGAACUCCUUAUUCCUGCUUCUCUCCCGUACCUUGCCAAGGGUGGAAACAACCAUCUCUUGGAGAUAUUCGAGGCUGCCCACAGUGUCGUUCUCGCAGUGUUGGCAGCACCUAAGAGUGCCAAAAUCGCAGCAAACCACCUACCGUUCUACAUUGACAACCUCUUUGCCGUCUUCCCACAGAAUCUCUCUACCCGCCAGUUCCGUCUGGCUUACAAGACUAUUCUUCGAAUCACCGCUCCCCCCUCACCCCUGGCGAACAGCCAGCCACUUUUGCCUUCUACCCUCCUAGAGCUCCUUCACGAUCGCGCACAACGAGCAAGUUCAGAUCCUCUGACUCCACCGAAGCAGUCUUUGACAGCAGAAGACUUGACCAAUCCCCCACCCCCGGUCUCCGAACAAUCGGCUUUGACCCUUGCUUUGAUUGACUGUCUAUGCUUCCUCCGGGUGGAAGAUUUGGAGGAGUGGCUCCCUCUGACGGCUCAUCUGAUUAAUAAGAUUCAAAACCCCGAUAUGCGAGUCCCCUGUGUUGAGCGCUUCUGGGAAGCCCUCAGCGACGGUGAGAUGGACGUUGAGCGUGCACAUUUCUGCGUUCUUUGGUGGAGCACCAGAGGGGGUAGGGAGCUUGUCCUCUAUGGUGCAGAGGGAGAUGCAAGCCCCAACGUCGAAGAUGGGCCGUACAUGAGCGGCGCUAUUGGCGGUGCUGCUCGCGAAAACAAGCUCUAAGACCGGGGAGGAUCUGGUAACUUGCCACUGUCAAUUUAGCCAAGGGUGUCUGGCGCUAUAUACAUUAUCUUCAACGUUUUCAUUACACAUGUAAAUAUUAUUUACUUCUAUCACCGUCUACCGGGUAUCCCAGUUGGGAAAUACGGAUAUCCAAAUCCAACGUGUUCUGAUUCGACACAUC
Messenger RNA from Paecilomyces variotii, 2381 nucleotides. RefSeq lists its product as hypothetical. The coding region runs from base 125 to 2200 and encodes 691 amino acids. The record is from RefSeq and is a predicted model, not a curated record. The transcript is spliced from 4 exons. Lineage: Eukaryota; Fungi; Ascomycota; Eurotiomycetes; Eurotiales; Thermoascaceae.